UGGAAGGUUCUUAAUAUAAUUCAUGAUAGGGAAUAUUGUGCUGUUCAACGGCUAGUAUAUAUGAUACGUAAACCACAUAAUUUUACCUGUGAAAAAUAGACAUUGUACCUUUAAGUGUGGAUUCGUAUUGAAAUAACAUAUAGGAAUAAUUAACAGGACUAGAAGAUGAAGGAAAACACGAAAUGCGGAUUUUGGUGCUUUUACCCAAAGUGGCUGCAAAAUUGGGCCACUUCGCGGACCUUCAUCGCGGUUUAUGGUCUCCUCGGCACUGUGCAGUCGAUGGCCUUUAUUUACAUCGUCGUGAGUUUGACGACCCUAGAAAAGAGAUUCAAAAUUCCCAGUCGGACAACAGGUAUAAUAAUGUCAGGCAACGAAAUCUCCCAGAUCCUAUCGGUCCUGCUGAUCUACUACGGCAACGCCGGCCACAGACCACGAUGGAUAGCCGUGGGGGUGUUCUGCAGUGCCCUGUCCUGCCUCGUCCUCGCCCUGCCGCACUUCAUCUACGGCCCGGGUCAGGAUGCCUUGGCCCUGACCCGCGAGUACCUGAACGCGUCGCUGGUCUCCCACCCGGGCAAGACUACCGAUUUGCCGGUCUGCUCAAGGGCCAGCCAACCCGAGGCCUGCGACGAGGAGAGUCUCACCGACACGAGCAUCGUGCCCCGACUACUGGUCUUCUUCUCCCAGUUCAUCCUGGGCAUCGGGACGACCUUGUACUAUGGCCUCGGGCAGACCUACAUGGACGACAACACCAAGAAGAAGAACGUGCCCAUGCUUUUAGGUUUCACGUUUGCCCUGCGGACGGUGGGACCAGCACUCGGGUUCGUUUUGAGCUACCUGUGCUUAAAUUUGUACAUCGACCCAACCCUGCACCCCAUAAUCGACCAAAAGGACCCGAGAUGGCUCGGCGCCUGGUGGCUCGGUUGGAUCAUUCUCGGGCUCACAAUGUCGGUCUUUUCGGCGCUGCUCGCCAUGUUUCCUCGAGAACUCGAGAGGUCGAAAAGAUCCGCCAACAGCAAGGAAGAAAAGGAGGCUCUGAGCGAAUGCGAGGUGCCCUUGAAGUUCGAGUCAAACAAGGCAACACCGGCAGAGCCGAUGGAAAAGCCCACCUUGAGAGAAUUUCCGAAAACGGUCAAGCGAAUAAUCACGAAUAAGAUAUUGUUCUGCAACAUAUUCAGCGGAGUGUUUUACGUUUUGAGCGCCGCCCCGUUCAUGAGUUUCCUCGCCAAGUACCUGGAGGUGCAGUUCCAAACCUCUCCGGGUGGAGGCAGCUUACUAGUUGGCCCGCUCACUCUUAUGGGGAUGGUACUCGGGUUCAUAAUCUCUGGAGUGGUUAUAGGCAGGUUCAAGCCAUCACCGAGGCCUCUGCUCUUUUGGAACGUCCUCGUGGGCCUUGGCUACUUCGUCACGCAGAUCUCGUUCAUGCUUCUUGGCUGUGAAAAUAGCAUCCAGGGCGUCGACAUGGACACCAUGAAAGUAAACCUGACGUCACCGUGCAAUGCAGCCUGUAGCUGCGAGACGGUCAAGUACGCGCCUGUCUGUCACCAGCCCACAAAGACCACCUUUUUCUCGGCCUGCCAUGCCGGCUGCCGCACGAUCGUGAACGACACCACGUUCGCCGAUUGCGGCUGCGUGUCCGAUCUGACCUCCGUCUUCCGGGACCAGAGCCUCCAGGGUGCUUCGUUGCUACUGUACCGGGAUGGCCUUGGGGCAGUCCAGAGCCUCGACCACGUUGUCACAGCUGGUCCCUGCAACCACAACUGCCUCAUGCCUCACGUGCUGUUUGCCAUUAUCUCCACGGUCAUCAACAUACUCGGCUGUUCGGGGAAGAUCGGCAACGUGCUCGUGAAUUACCGAUGCGUCGAGACGAGGGACAAGAGCCUGGCCCAGGGAAUCGGUCUGAUGGUCAUUUCGCUGUUUGGGCUGAUCCCGGGUCCCAUUCUUUUUGGCGCCAUCAUUGACUCGACGUGCCUCAUUUGGGACAUGUCUUGCAAGAAAAAUGGCAAUUGUUGGUUCUACCACACGAGCGACUUUCGUUACUACGUCAAUCUCACCUCUGCCUGUCUGUGCAUAAUCGGGGUGAUGUUCGACGCGACGGUGUGCUACCUCUCAAAGGACCUCGAUCUCUACGGAUACAAGGAGGAAGCAGAGGGUAGGCGCACGCCCGCGCUCAAGGGGAGUCAGCUGAAACUGCCCGACGAAAGGGACAUCGUCAGGCUCAAACAGUCGUCGACGUAGCAACUUCGUGCCGAUGAACUAUUUUUUUUUUCUUGCUUCUCCCAUUUGAAAACUGUAUGUUUUCAAGGACAUUGAUUCUUUUUUUUUUUUAUACCUAUAUACAUCCGUAUAAAGACCGAUUGUAAAUACUACCGUAAUUUAAGGAAUUGUAAUUUUUAUCUUUUACAAUAAUACACGACAUCCACGAG
Messenger RNA from Copidosoma floridanum, 2423 nucleotides. RefSeq names its product Organic anion transporting polypeptide 33Ea (gene Oatp33Ea). Lineage: Eukaryota; Metazoa; Arthropoda; Insecta; Hymenoptera; Encyrtidae. Gene Ontology annotation, cellular component: intracellular organelle; membrane. The record is from RefSeq and is a predicted model, not a curated record. Gene Ontology annotation, biological process: sodium-independent organic anion transport; transmembrane transport. Gene Ontology annotation, molecular function: protein binding.